Molecule: messenger RNA, 612 nt
Organism: Cyanidioschyzon merolae strain 10D
Lineage: Eukaryota; Rhodophyta; Bangiophyceae; Cyanidiales; Cyanidiaceae
Product: similar to 4-aminobutyrate aminotransferase
Exons: 1
Coding region: 1-612 (203 amino acids)
Biological process (GO): GABA catabolic process
Cellular component (GO): mitochondrion
Molecular function (GO): pyridoxal phosphate binding
Source: RefSeq, a predicted model, not a curated record
AUGGUUUGCGACGAGGUUCAAACUGGCGUCGGCGCUACUGGUCGUUUUUGGGCACACGAACACUGGUCCGAGGGACUCGAGAAAACGGGACAAGGCGUUGGCACCGGCGCUGCGGAGCUCGCCCCAGACAUGGUGACCUUUGCGAAAAAGAUGCAGGCGAGCGGUUUCUUUUUCAAACCAGAGUUUCUGCCACCGCAAGCGUUUCGCAUCUAUUCAACUUGGAGUGGCGACCCGUUGCGUGCGCUGCAGGCAAGCGUCAUCAUUGACACCAUUGUCGCUGAUCACUUGGUUGAGCGCGUCCACAGUGUCGGGGACUACCUCAUCCAUGCGCUUGCGGACUUGAAUCACCCACUUGUGGAGCGCAUUCGUGGACGAGGAACAUUCAUUGCAUUCGAUUUACCGAGUCCAGCACAAAGAGAUCAUUUGCGUGGCGAAAUGCGAAAUCAGGGUGUUCUUGUAGGCAGCUCGGGGGGGCAAAACCGUACGCUUACGCCCCGCACUCAUCUUCGACAAGCAUCACGCGGAUAUACUCCUGGAUAUUCUGGCACGCGUUCUCAGGCACAUGCCCUGAACUGGCAAGGCAGCUGUGUUGCCUUCACGUCUGCUUCGUAA